GGCGAGUUGGGAAAUACAAUUGUUGGACAGUCCACUACUGAAGUACGUGAGCCGAUCGAUUCACAAGGGAUAGUUUUUAUAACCUUAAGAACAAAUAACACACUUUUAAACAAACAAAUGGAAAACAACGAAACAGACGGAAAGGGUGUUAAAUAUUAUCGACUGUCAGAGGUGGAGGAAAGGAACUCUUUUAAAAGCACAUGGAUUAUCAUUAAUAAUAAAGUGUACGACGUCACAAAGUUUCUCGAGGAGCACCCGGGUGGAGAGGAGGUGCUGCGAGAGCAGGCGGGUGGAGAUGCCACCGAGAGUUUUGAAGAUGUGGGUCACUCCACAGAUGCACGAGAGAUGGCCAGCUCUUUUGUCAUAGGAGAGCUGCAUCCAGAUGACAGGGACAAGUUUGUCAAACCACCAGUUUCAACGAGCGUACAAGAAAGCACAAGCUGGUGGUCAAACUGGUUGAUUCCUGGCCUUGCCGCGCUGAUCGUCACCAUGAUGUACCGUAUCUACACGGCUGAGGAGGCAUGAUGGGAUGCUUCUCUCUUAAUCCAUUUCAGGUUUUCCCAUUACUAUAAAGAGUCUCCUAAUGAAGGCAA
Carassius carassius (crucian carp) is the source of this 593-nucleotide messenger RNA. RefSeq names its product cytochrome b5 (gene cyb5a). Gene Ontology annotation, molecular function: heme binding. The transcript is spliced from 5 exons. The record is from RefSeq and is a predicted model, not a curated record. Bases 118 to 525 code for a protein of 135 amino acids. Lineage: Eukaryota; Metazoa; Chordata; Actinopteri; Cypriniformes; Cyprinidae. Gene Ontology annotation, cellular component: intracellular membrane-bounded organelle; membrane.